Messenger RNA from Puccinia graminis f. sp. tritici CRL 75-36-700-3, 327 nucleotides. RefSeq lists its product as uncharacterized. The transcript has a single exon. The record is from RefSeq and is a predicted model, not a curated record. NCBI's taxonomy places the organism in Eukaryota, Fungi, Basidiomycota, Pucciniomycetes, Pucciniales, Pucciniaceae. The coding region runs from base 1 to 327 and encodes 108 amino acids.
AUGGCGCUUAAAUCGGCGCUGCUUCCGGAUCCGUGGACGCUAGCAAUUUCUUAUUGCGUUUUGGACUUCGAUAGGAAUGCGUCUGUUAUUGGGGCAAGCUUUGCUCACCCAAUGCUGGCGCCUUGGAGAUGCUUUUACAUCAUGAGGAUAAAAUACAAGAUGCGAUUGACGCGUUUGACGCGAUUAACUAGUCGACCUUCUUCUACCAACGCAUCCACUUCCCAUGAGUGGUUGUAUCUCGAUGUCGCCUUUGUCUCCACUGUAUCGGCUAGCCUACAUCCGGCUUUAGACCAGGCCCUGCUAGGCCCUGCCGCCGAUUUUACAUAA